Molecule: messenger RNA, 2418 nt
Organism: Penicillium paradoxum
Lineage: Eukaryota; Fungi; Ascomycota; Eurotiomycetes; Eurotiales; Aspergillaceae
Product: Elongator subunit ELP2
Exons: 2
Coding region: 1-2418 (805 amino acids)
Biological process (GO): tRNA wobble uridine modification
Cellular component (GO): elongator holoenzyme complex
Molecular function (GO): protein binding
Source: RefSeq, a predicted model, not a curated record
AUGGUCGGCGUCGCAACAGACUAUAUUAGUGUGGGGGGUAACCGGCAUCCCGGUGCUGCGGAUUGGGAUGUACACACAGGUGUGCUCGCGUUCGGUGCAGACAACAACGUUGCCCUAUGGGAUCCUCUAGACAAGACUAAUCAGGGUAUCUACGCUCUGCUUGUUGGUCAUACCGACAAAGUUAGCGUUGUUCGAUUUUACACAUGCCCCUCCUCAGGAACAAGAUUUAUCGUCACCGGUUCCGUUGACCGCACGAUAAGGGUCUGGCGGAAUGAGAACGCCAACCCACGGAGCUAUGUCCUUGCGUCUAUCCUCGAAGGCCACACGGGUUCUGUGAAUGCGAUUGCUGUCGCUAAUGGAACGGACAUCAUUGCAUCUGGAGCGGCUGAUGGCACGGUUCGGAUCUGGAGAAUAAACGCACAAGAGGAUUCGAAAUGCGAGCUCCUCGAAACGAUCACGAUGACACCACGGUUUUUCCCGCUAACUCUGUCAUUGCAGCGGCUUGAAGGUGACUCGGAUAAGCCGUCAGUACUAGCUGUGGCAGGUACAACGACUAAGGUUCAGAUAUACGUCUCCGAGACCUCCAUCAGUAAGCCUGAAUUCAAGUGCCGCGCUGUGCUUGCAGGACACGAAGCCUGGAUCAAGGCACUUUCAUUCACACAGGAUAAGCAAAGCACCGAAGGCGAUAUAUUGCUAGCGUCUGCAAGUCAAGACAGAUACAUCCGUCUUUGGCGACUGCGCCGGGGUGAAGCAAGUGUGCCUGCUCCGAUAGAUGAAUCGGAUCCUUUGCUCGGAGGCAUGGAACCCACUUUGUCGAACAAAGCCCAUGAGUUUGAGGCUGCAGGAUCAAAAUAUUCUAUUACUUUUGAGGCUCUUCUCUUUGGACAUGAGGAUUGGAUUUAUACUACUGCAUGGAAUCCUGAUCCGAAGCGACAACAACUUCUCUCGGCCUCUGCUGAUAAUACCAUCACGAUUUGGGAACAAGAUCAAGCCUCAGGCGUUUGGAUGUCUGCAGAAAGAAUGGGAGAGAUUAGUGUUCAAAAGGGAUCCACUACGGCGACUGGUAGCGCUGGUGGUUUCUGGAUUGGGCUUUGGUCCCCAGAUGGGAAGCAGGUGGUGAGCCUUGGACGAACAGGUAGUUGGAGAGUCUGGCGACAUGAUUCCGACUCGGAUCUCUGGAUACAGAAAUUCGGCAUUUCGGGCCAUGUGCGUUCGGCGAAUGGUGUCCAGUGGGAGCCCAGUGGGGGCUAUCUUCUUUCUACCAGUUCCGACCAGACUACCAGACUGCACGCAAAGUGGGUGCGGGAAAACACAGGCUCCUGGCAUGAGUUUUCUCGCCCUCAAAUUCAUGGGUAUGAUUUGAACUGCAUUGACACAUUGGGUCCCUCGCAAUUUGUGACCGGUGCGGAAGAAAAGCUCUUACGGGUGUUCAACGAGCCAAAGCCAAUUGCUCAGUUGCUCGAGAGACUGACAGGGUUCAAACAAUCAAAUGAUGAAGAACUCCCAGACACCGCUGAAAUCCCAGUGCUGGGUCUGUCAAACAAGGCGCUUGGGGAUGAGGCGCCGGUGGAAGAGGACGAGCAGAAAGCCCCAGCAGCACCGCCAACUGCUUCUAUCUCGUUAGCUGCUGAUCACCCGCCGCUGGAGGAUCAAUUGUCUCGCUAUACAUUGUGGCCCGAGCAUGAGAAGCUUUAUGGUCAUGGCUAUGAGAUUUCAGCAGUAGCAGUGAGCCAUGAUCGAAAGCUCAUUGCCACCGCCUGUAAGGCCAGCUCGAUCGACCACGCGGUCAUUCGUCUCUAUGAUACGUCGGAUUGGCAUGAGGUCAAACCUUCACUCACUGCGCACUCGUUGACAAUCACCGAUCUUUCAUUCUCAAGUGAUGAUCGCUAUCUGCUUAGUGUUGGGCGAGAUCGGCAGUGGGCGGUCUUCCAACGGAGCGAUACGGACCCAACUACGUUUACAAACCUCACUUUCAACCCCAAGGGUCACUCUCGAAUGAUCCUGGGUGCAGCCUGGGCUCCGGCUACAGCGGACCAUGUCUUUGCCACGGCAGGACGUGACAAAUCCGUGAAGAUCUGGCAAAAGUCCGAAGACACUUUUGUCUGCAAGACGACCGUGGCCCUGACAUCGGCAGUCUCGGCAAUUGCCUUCUUGCCUGCAAUACAUAAAGGCUCACAUGUGAUUGCUGUUGGCGAGGACACCGGUGUCAUUUCUAUCCACCGGGUUGCUGUUGAUACCCUUGAAGCACAGCACGUUGUUACCAUUGACAAAGCGGUCUCUCCCUCGAAGGCAAUUACUCAAUUGUCGUGGCGACCGGUGUCGGCCGCAGAGGCAGAUAGCGCAAACCGGUUCGAAUUGGCUGUGGCAAGCGAAGACACGUCCACACGCAUAUAUGCGAUCUCGAACAUGCUCUCAUGA